AUGACCGAAGAAACAGUAGUGGCGCCGUCAUUAUCCACUUAUCAAGACGAUAGCACAUUCACAUUUGCCAAGGUUUCAGCGAAAACUGAUGAAAGAAAGCAUCUCGGGGAAUUUCACAAUGAAGAAGAAUUAGUCAAGAAAAUAUGGCAAUACUAUACUUUGUCUGAUUUGGUAGAUUUCCUUAAACAGAAAACCGAAGGAGAAACUAAAUACAAACGAAUAACACUCCAGUUUCCCGAUUCGUUGAUUUGUGAUUCUGCAAUAAUUGUCCAAGAAUUACAACGAGAGUUGGCCUUGGAACCAUGUUUGAGUGAUGACAAAUCAGCAUGCGACAAUUUGUCAGGAUGUUGUGGAAAGAAGGAUGUGGAUAAUGGAGAUAAACAGCGAUUGUGGAUCUUGGCAGAUACUUCAUACUCGACAUGUUGUAUAGAUGAGGUUGCUGCUGAGCAUGUCCAUUCUGAUUUAGUGGUUCACUUUGGUGAUGCCUGUUUGAAUGAUGUUGAGAAAUUGUCUGCAGCUUACGUGUUUGGAAAGCCUGAAGUAGAUAUAACUUCCCUUGUCAAUAGUUUUAAAGCCAGAUACGAAGAUUUGAACCUUCCUAUUGUCCUUAUGGCUGAUGCCCCUCACACAUAUAUCCUCCAUUGUUUAUAUGAAAAAUUGAGAAGUGAAUACACCAAGUUGAUAGUUGCUGAUUUGCACAUUAGUAAAACAUCUCAAGCUACAAUAAUAGGAUAUCAACCUGAAUCUAGUUCCAGCUUGCAUAAAUUCAACCGGUCAUUCAUAAAUCUCGAUGCGGAUACCUCCUUUGAGUCGUGUGACCUUUUCCAUAUAACUGCACCUGAAGCACCACGACUCCUCCAAUUGACAACUUGCUUCAAUUCAGUGUCCACCUAUGACCCAUCAACAAAUUUAGUCUCUCAAGGACCAUUUCCUAACUUAAUGCGUCGAUAUAAGUACAUGCAUGUUGCUAGAUCCGCAGGAACCAUUGGCCUUUUGGUGAACACACUUUCACUAACCAAUACUAAGAAAUUGAUCAAUGUGAUUGGUGCAAGAAUUAAAGCUGCUGGUAAGAAACAUUAUGUAUUUGUUGUUGGGAAACCUAAUGUUGCAAAAUUGGCUAAUUUUGAGAGCGUUGAUUUAUGGUGUGUUGUCGGGUGCGACCAUCAAGGCAUUGUUCUUGAUCAAGCUGGUGAAUAUUUCAAGCCUAUUGUUACUCCAUAUGAAUUAUUGUUAGCUUUAAGUGAUGAAAUGACCUGGACUGGUAAGUGGAUUACUGAUUUUGCUAGUGUGUUGGAGAAUUAUAAGGAGACUGAAACCGAGAGCGAGGAAGAAAAGGAAAAGGGCGAGAACGAGGACGAUGACGAAGAUGCUCCUCCUGAGUUUGAUCCUGUCACUGGAAGAUACAUCAGCACAUCGCGUCCAUUAAGACAGAUUAACCAUUUAAUGAUUUCAUCCGAAGAGCAAAAUGAGGAGGAGGAUGAUGAUGACACGGAAAAACAGUUGGUGCAAAAGUUUGGUAGUACGAUUGCAAUUAGAAAUACUGUAUCUACUUCAGCAGUACAUUUACAAAAUAGAGCAUGGACUGGGUUGGGUAGCGAUUUUACACAAGAACUGGACAAUACCGGUGCAUUAGUAGAAGAAGGAAGGGGUGGUAUUGCCCGAGGAUACGAUUUUGAUAGAAGUAACAAUUAA
This is a messenger RNA of Spathaspora passalidarum NRRL Y-27907, 1692 nucleotides long. RefSeq lists its product as uncharacterized. The transcript has a single exon. Gene Ontology annotation, biological process: protein histidyl modification to diphthamide. Lineage: Eukaryota; Fungi; Ascomycota; Pichiomycetes; Serinales; Debaryomycetaceae. Gene Ontology annotation, molecular function: 2-(3-amino-3-carboxypropyl)histidine synthase activity. The record is from RefSeq and is a predicted model, not a curated record. Bases 1 to 1692 code for a protein of 563 amino acids.